AUGCAUCCUUCCGUAUUAUUGCCGCUCCUGGCUUUUGCAACUUCGGCACAGGCCAUCUUGCCCGUUAUUGGAGCAUGCAUUGCCGCUCUUGGUGCUAGUACAGCUGUUGCCCCUGGCGCUGUGGUCGGAUAUUGGGCUUUGGUGCGCUUGGACCCGUUACAGCUGGGCGUUCUCUUGGGCAUUAUCGCGGCCACAAUACAAGCUACUAUAGGCAAUGUUGCGGCAGGAAAUGCUUUUGGCAUCCUACAGAGUGCUGAUAUAGGCGGCACAGGUGCUGUGAUAGUCCAAACUGCAGGUGCUGUAGUCGGCGCUGUGGGUGUCGGUCUGAGUUUGAUGGUGGAUGAGAGUAACUAG
Messenger RNA from Truncatella angustata, 354 nucleotides. RefSeq lists its product as uncharacterized. The record is from RefSeq and is a predicted model, not a curated record. Lineage: Eukaryota; Fungi; Ascomycota; Sordariomycetes; Amphisphaeriales; Sporocadaceae. The transcript has 2 exons. Bases 1 to 354 code for a protein of 117 amino acids.